UAAAGCUGGAAAAUGUUGGAGCCAGAAUUCAAACUCAGGCAGAUAUAUCUGAGCUUGCUCACUUGUCAGUGGGCUACAAAUAGAGAGAGAGAGACAGGGAGAGAGAGAGAAUGAGAGAGAGAGAGAAAUGUACAGAAUGUUGGGUGGAGUGCUUAGAAAUAAUAAGCACAACAUGGGGAAGUUAUUUUAACUUUUCCUUGCUUGAAUUUGAGAAACUGACAAGUGCAAAAAUGAUAUUACAGAAGCAGGAGAAAAGAUGUUUUCUUUGCUGCAUUUGUGUUUUCAAUUUUUCCACAAAAAUUCGUAUGGUUGCAAUCAGAAAAAAAAAAAAAACAUUGCAAAAAAAUCAAUCAUAAUUCCACGAGGAAGAGGUCGGAUGAAGAAAAUCAGGUUUUGAGAUCUCUCCUGCAACUCUGGUUCCCUACUGGCGGAAAAGUACGGAAUACCUGAAACCAGGCCCCACACCCCCCAGAUGACAAGCCCCCAGGGACUGACAUCAAGCCCGGAUCCAGUGGGGGUCGUGCAGAUGCUUAAGGUGGGAGUCAGCGGGAGGGCCAGAUGGACCCCGGGCACGUCCUAGGUCCCUUCCCGCCAGACUGAGGCCAGUCCGGGAAUCAGUACACAGCCUGGCCCGCCGACCUAUUCGAGGACCGGGGGCUUAGCUGGGUCUCCGGGGUCUCGUCAGGUGCUGAGGGUGGGCCGCGCGCUCGGCCCCGGGACGAGGACCGCCGGGCCGGGCAUUGUGGGGUCAGCGUUCGGGUUCCCCUGGCAACCGGAGCCCGAGGGCAGGCCGCGGCGACGCCAGGGAGGCGGCGGAAAGGACCCAUUCGCCGAGAGGGGCCCGUGGGAGCGCGGAGGCCGGGCGGCAUGGAGGACGCGCGGCCCGGGUGGCCCCGGCGCGGUGGCGGGGGCGCGCAGCACGGGCCGGCGGAGGGGUCGGCGCGCCUGAAGCGCGGGGACGCGGACGACGGCGGCGCGGGCUGCUGGUGCUGGCGGCGGCUGUUCCGGCGGGGCGCGGCCCGCGGCUGGCGCAGGAAGGCCAAGCGCGCGCGCGGCCGGGCGGUCUCGGAGCGCGGCCUGUGGGCCCAUCCGCGCGUGCAGAGGCUGCUGCAGCGGCUGGCGGCCUGGAGGCGGCGCUACCUGCGGUGCGGGGAGCGGCCCGAGCGGCUGGAGGAGAUCCCGCUGCUGGCGCUGGAGCGCGCGACCGGCCGAGACUAGGCCGCGGGCGGCCGCCAGGAUACCCACCCCCACCCCGGGCCGCCCCGUGCGCCCACAGCUUUGGUUCGGUUGUGAUGGACAAAAGGCGAGGAAUGACAAUAAACCCGACGCCACGGGAAUGAGA
Leopardus geoffroyi (Geoffroy's cat) is the source of this 1342-nucleotide messenger RNA. RefSeq lists its product as uncharacterized. Bases 868 to 1218 code for a protein of 116 amino acids. The transcript has a single exon. The record is from RefSeq and is a predicted model, not a curated record. Lineage: Eukaryota; Metazoa; Chordata; Mammalia; Carnivora; Felidae.